UUUCGCUUUCUAUUCUUCAUCCGCCAUUGCCAAGCCUUUGUCUCUGCGACAUAAUUCACCUUCCCUCUAAUUCCAUUUCCGGCUAAACACUCUCCUUAAUCCAAUUCUUCCUCGUCGACCGCCGUCUAUCGCAUCUCACUUAACUCGCUCCGCUGGCACCUCUCGCCGUCUGCGCGUCUCCAUCCAUCGCCAACACGCAGCCGCCGCCUAGUAUGCCAUUAUCUCUCUAUCUUCUUAACUACGUUAUUUAUUAUCGACAACCAAAUUUAAAGAUCUAAAUCCAAAAAAGGCUGUUUCAAUCCAUUUUGAAACCGCUAAAACUCGUUUUUUUUUGCUGUUAUCAUUUCCGCGCUAUCAACUUUCCAGUAAAAGAGUGAAAAUUUGUCAGCAAGAUUUGAAAAGAACUGAGACGGAAAGUGCCAAUAUUGCAAUUUCUUCCGAUUAUUCAGGAACAAUCGCAAAACUCAAAGGUCGGAUAGGGAAAAUGUUUUAAUAGGAAUCCCCAAUCACUCAUACAUGUCAUUUUUUUGUUUUCUUCUAAAUCUGAAUCCUACCUACAAAUCCUCCAAAUUGAAUAUCAAACUGUAUUCUCCCACUCACUCAAUUCUCUCACUGGCUUUAUCCGAGAAUCCAGAGAUACACUAAAACAGAAACCAAACAAAGAAUCAUAAUCGCCUUAAUCGAGAGUAUGGAUGGGUAUCCCCUUCUGAAGAAGCCCAAAAUCGAGCCACAAGAAACAGCGCAAAAACUCUGGCAAGAUGAAGAAGACGAGGAAAACAAUGAUGAAGAAAUGAACGAGCAAAUCAGAAAUGAGCAGGAAGAAGCGAUUGUGGCCCUGAUAGAACAUCGCACCAAAGAAGUUGACCACUUGCGCCAGCGCAUUACUUACUACAAGGCUCAGCUUGAUGAAGCAGAGAGGAAGCUAGAGGAUACCCAAAAUAAAUUGGCGCGUCAUCGAGGACAGAAGACCUCAAAUGCUUCAAAAAAAUUAACUAAUGGAAGGAAAGAGCUAGAUGUUGAAAGAUCUAAGAGUCCUUUGACGGUUCCCGAAAGUUCUCAAAAACAGUCUCAACGCCAGGAUGACGUGAAGCCCUCUGGAGAUAAUCUGAAUGUUACCAGAAGACCAUCCAGCCCUCCAUAUAGAAACGAAGGUUCCUCUCCUGACCAAACUCGGUCAAGACCACAAAUUCUAAUUCCUUCUGUGGCUCCAAACAUUUCCCAACGCAAGACAAAGGAAUCUGCAAACAAGCAUCCCAGUAAUUCUGCAUCACUGCUCACUUUACCAACACCAACUUUUGUCAAUACCCCUGCUAAGUCCAAGGGAGAAAAAGCUUCUAAAAUAUCAUCUGAGCUGGAUUCCGCAACACAACCAAAAAGUACAAAGAGGAAGCAUGAGGAGACUGAACAUAAAGAUCUAAUCAAGUUGAUUGGCAAAAGCUCUUCACCUGUCACCGUACGCUGUCAGCAUGGGACACUUUUACCUAGUCAACACAAAAGAAAGCAAAGAACUCUUGUUCUCUGUCCAACAAAUGAUCAAUUAUUUGCUACCAGUGCCUUGGAUGGAGUAGUCAACCUGUGGCAAGUACAAAACCGAGGUUCUAGUGCAAGUCUUUUGAGUAGUACUGAUUGUCUAUCUGACAAGCAAAGGAGAUGGCCAGAAGAUAUAGCAUGGCAUCCUCUUGGAUUAAAACUUUUUUCAGUUUAUAGUACAGAUGGUGGUGAUUCUCAGAUAUCAAUUUUAAAUCUAAACAAGGGAAAAGAGAGAACACGUGUGCACUUUCUUGAAGACAAGCCCCACACUAAGGGCAUUAUCAACAGCAUUGCAUUCAUGCCAUGGGACAAUAAAUUGUUCGUAACUGGUGGAAGUGAUCAUGGUGUCGUUCUUUGGACUGAGAAAGCCGAAGAAGACUCAUGGACACCUAAAACAUUGCACAAAUCUUUUCACUCCUCUGCCGUGAUGGGGAUUGCUGGAAUGCAGCAAAAAAAGAUUGUGAUGUCUGUUGGUGCAGACAAGCGGAUUAUCGGGUAUGAUGUGACAACUUCCAAAGCAGAUUAUAAACAUCAGAUAGAAAGCAAAUGCAUGAGUGUUCUACCAAAUCCAUGCGACUUCAACCUCUUUAUGGUUCAAACGGGGACUCCGGAGAGACAGCUUAGACUGUUUGACAUCAGAUUGAGGCGAACGGAGAUUCAUGACUUUGGGUGGUCUCAAGAGCGCAGUGAUUCACAGUCGGCUCUUGUUAAUCAGGCUUGGUCUCCGGAUGGUUUGUACAUAACAUCUGGGUCAGCUGACCCUGUAAUCCAUGUCUUUGACAUCAGAUACAAUGCUCGCAAACCAUCCCAGUCAAUACGAGCUCAUCACAAACGAGUUUUCAAAGCAGCAUGGCACCAUACCCUCCCUCUCCUCAUCUCCAUAUCUUCAGACUUGAACAUUGGGUUGCACAAAAUCAUCUGAGCAAAUGAAAUACAACCUGUUCAACGAUGCUUAGACAUGGUGAAGUGUUGUAUGUGCGUGUUAUUUUAGGCCGUGACUGUUCCUCUUAAAUGUGAUGCUGGGCAUGUUUGUCUCACUCAUUUUGUUUAGGUUUUAACCCAAAGCCAAGUUAAAAGGGCUUGGCAGUGGUGCCAAUUUUUGUACAAAUAUUACGUGAGAAUGGAAUAGGUAUAAUUGAACAAUCA
Molecule: messenger RNA, 2676 nt
Organism: Salvia splendens (bonfire salvia)
Lineage: Eukaryota; Viridiplantae; Streptophyta; Magnoliopsida; Lamiales; Lamiaceae
Product: protein tipD
Exons: 7
Coding region: 689-2452 (587 amino acids)
Molecular function (GO): protein binding
Source: RefSeq, a predicted model, not a curated record